AUGAGCUCCAAAGAUAAUCUAGCAUUGGACCUCGAGCAUGGCGUGCGCCGCUGGGACCGCGCGCGCUGGAUCAGUGUUUUCAGUUCGCAUAAUCCGACAAUACGCGAAGUGACAGAGUGCUUGGGCUUGGGCUUGUCCGCCUCCAGCAGCACCACGAACCGCGGAAUUCCCAAGUUCGACAACCCAGACUAUCGCAAACUAUCGAGUGAAGUCACCAAGCUGAGCAAAGAGCUGCCCAAAGAGCGAGAUGCGUUGCUUGACUUUGCCGCGGAUCCGCGCAGCUUGGACACCGAGCUCGAGGAGCUGCUCGGAACCUACGGGCCAGCCAUCUGGAGCAAGGACGCGGAUCGGACCUGCCUGCUUACACCAGAUUCAGCCAAAAAGACGUACACAAAAGACCUCUUCUACGAGCAGCCCGAGCAUAAAGAAAUUCUCAAGAUCCACCUGCACCGCUGGAUCAUCAUCAAAGCAUGCUACUACAUUCGCAACAUGAAGCUCAAGAGGCCAUCGGGUGCAAAUGAUUACGAUACGCUUGCUGAUAUCGACGGCGAGUCGCAGCUGUCACCCCAUGGCACCCCUCACUCACUUACCCCACCAGGGCAUGAUGCGACGCCUGGUGCUGAUCUCGAAGUAAAGCCUAUAAAUGGCAGGAAGAGGAAGAGCGAAGCAUUUGGUUCAUUAUCGGACGGAGAGGAACGUUCGGGGACGCCCCACAAGCGUCCCUACAGCACGAUGCCCCUCAACAGGAGGAGUAAGAGUCCGCGCAAGUCGCUUCACAGCCUUCUUCCUGGUGCCAAUGGUAGCAUGGAAAAUGUUCCGCCGCUACCGACUCACAAGUCCCAUCUAUCACCAUCGCCUGCCAAUGGCGCUGAACCUGCUAGGAUUCAGCUCAGCCCACUCUCUAACAACGAACUGAAUGGCACGGCUCGACAGCCCAGCGCCCCGCCUUCCAUUGGAGCUGGUGGAUUUCAAGCAGUGAAUGGUGGUGGCGGCGGCGGCUUUACUGCUGUGAAUAUGAAGAAAGAGACUUCACGUGAUGGUUCACGUCCACCAUCCAGGGGGCCACAGCAUGCCUCACCACUCAUGCGCGAUGCCCGGACAUACACCAGCCCCUAUGACUCUGCUGCUAUUAAUGCUAUUGCUGGGAGACAGUAUCCAGAGUCAUCGCACCUCAAGCUGCGACCCCAUCUACUGAUACCCAUGGAAAUGGACAUCGCGGAUCUCCAGCUAGUAAACCUGCACACCAGGCGCCUGUUGCUCCUCAACCUCAACAUCAAGCAUACCCACAUCCUGCACCCGCAGCUCCUAAUUAUGCACAUGAGCAACAUCCACCUAAUACGUAUGCCCAUUUUGCCCAGCAAGCUCAAGCACGAGCACAGCAGCUGGCUCAAGCUCGCGGGCCCAGUCGAACCAGCAGUCCCGUUGCUCACCAUGGGCGAUCUUUGGCUCCUUCAACACCUACCCGCUCCACAGCCCGCUCCAUCAACUCACCAACCACGUCAUCCGACUGUGCUCAAGAGCCAGCCAGUCGAAGCUCCUCAAGUGGUGGCAAGGCCUGCUGCGGUCAGCAUGGUGGAGCUCCGCGCUUUGCAAUGUGAGGUGACUGCCAUGCUUCUGCACUGGCUUUUCCCGAAACCGUCAGCACCGCCCGAUGAGCCAGGCCUCCUGCACCGGAUCAACACACUUUGGUAUCACGGAGAAUCCAUCUUCCGUCCCGAACUUGGCUCUCACUAUGAUCUCACCACGCAUAUCCUGACUGCUUGGCUGCAAGAGCGCUACGCAAUUUCUAGCCUCCAGCAUGCGCUGGCUACGCAACCCGGCCUUCCUACCAGCUCGGCUGCGAUUAUUGAUCGGUUGCUGGCGAUGAACGACCUGAGAGCGAUGCGUCUGAAGUGGAAGAAUAUGAGCCCCGUGGACGGCAUGAGCCCUGAAGAUAUUCUGAUUCGCGCGUUCGGCGUGAUGACGAUGACGGAACACACAGAAUUUCUCUUCAAGGAGGGCCUGAACAGAGUCGAGAGAUCCGUGUUCGAAUUCCUGCGCACCGAGGAUGCGAAGAUUGUUUUGCACAGGCAGUAG
Parastagonospora nodorum SN15 is the source of this 2076-nucleotide messenger RNA. RefSeq lists its product as hypothetical. The coding region runs from base 1 to 2076 and encodes 691 amino acids. The transcript has 5 exons. Lineage: Eukaryota; Fungi; Ascomycota; Dothideomycetes; Pleosporales; Phaeosphaeriaceae. The record is from RefSeq and is a predicted model, not a curated record.